ACAGACGCUCCGCGGGACCGAAGGCUGUUGGUGCCCCGGAGAUGGUGGCGGUUCUGCCUCUGCCCACAGAGGCUUGCGGUUCCGACAGGACCCGCUUCCUCCCUUCCGGACACGUCGGCAUCUGUGGAGGAAUGAAACAGUGAUCAUUCGGCGCGAUGUGGAUCCUGCCCGGUGUCACCGGUGAGGUCCAAUGAGGUGUCUGGAUGGGACAGUUGAGAGCCGGAGACGUCCUGACUAGCCGGGACGUGUUGUCAUCCACCAGCCUGCAAAGUUUACUUCUCAAAGCUCGGAUGAUUCCUCACAUUCUUCACCGUGAUCGACCCUGGAGGAUGUCUGGACCAUCUGGAGGCAAGCUGAGGUGCAUCAGCGAUACGGUGCGUUUACCGAGACCGAUGCAUCGAAUAUAACUAUAUUAUGUCUAGUUGCUGAUCACGUCUGGAGGAAAAAAGCUUUCAUGAAGUGCUUUUAACUGAAUCAGAUCUGAGAGGUGUUUUAAAUUCUGUCUCAGACUUGAACACAAAGGGCUUCAUUUUAAUCACACUUUCGUAGAUUUGGUCGUAAAACUAUAUUUGGCCAUGACCGGACCAGUAAACUGCUGUGGCAAUAAGCAGACCAGUGUGUGGUAGGUGGAGUGGACGUCAACAGAGAGCCAUGCAACAAGAGAGGAGUGAGGGGGUGACGUCAGCAACAAGCAACUCUGAAUGUUUGGAAGGUCCACUGAUGUUUAUGCAGCAAACAAUCUGCGUUUCCUCCGGCUGACACCUCUCUCACCGUUAGAUUCCUGCUGUGAGCUCCAAAAAGAGAACAUAGGAAAAUGUCAUCUCCACAACAUCAGCAGCUGCUGCCGCAGAACACAGAAGUUAGCUGCGACUCGAGUGGAGACGGGGGCGUUUCAGUCCGGAUCGCCAACUGUGCCAAACACAAGGACAGAGGAGGGCCUCUGGGUUCCAUAGGGGGAGGCUUCAUAGGGGGGUCCAAACACUGCAAGUACAGCAUCUCCUCCAGUUGCAGCUCUGGGGAGUCCGGGGUGAGGAGGCAGGCGGUCCGGAGCUUUCGGAAGCAGAGGAAGAUGCCGCAGCUCUUCGAAAGAUCCGCCGGUCACUUCUGGGACCCGAAGUUUGACUCGUCCAUCCUGGAGGAGGCCUGCAGGGAGCGGUGCUUUCCCCAGACUCGCCGGCGAUUUCGCUACGUCCUGUUUUACCUGGCGAGUGUCGGACUUCUCUGGGGGAUCUACUUCUCAGCCAACCCUUUACGUUGCAACAGAAGCGCCUUUUUGAUCCCCACGGCUUUGUUCCUCCUCUUUUGCCUUCUUCUUUUCCUCGUCACUUUCACGAAAAUCUACUCGCGCUGCUAUAACCAAGCGUCUCUGCUCCUCAUCCUUGUCACCUUCAUCACCACACUGGCCCCGCAGAUCCAGACGUCGGGCUUCAGCGAGACUGAAACUUCUUCCCUAGACGUGGAGGAGUACAGUGGUAUGGAGCCGAUAUACAACGUAUCCUAUGAAAGACUCGUCGGAGUUAACACCAGUCCCCCAUGUGUCUCACCUGUUGGGACCUUCUCACUGUGCAUUGAGGUUCUUCUGUUGCUCUACAGUGUUCUUCAUGUCCGCCUGUAUGCUUCUGUCCUACUUGGGUUUCUCUACUCAGUCCUGUUUGAGGCCCUGGGCUGGUUACGCCUGGAGAAGGUGGGCGACAGCUGGAGCAUCGACCCUCAGACAGACUGGAGCACAUUAAGCUGGUUGGGCCCGGCCAAAGCUCUCCUUCACCUCUGCGCCCACGCCAUCGGAAUCCACCUGUUCAUCAUGUCAGAGGUCCGGUCCCGCAGCACCUUCCUCAAGGUGGGACAGGCCAUCAUGCAUGGCAAAGAUCUGGAGGUUGAGAAAGCUUUAAAGGAGCGGAUGAUUCACUCUGUCAUGCCCAGGAUUGUGGCGGACGAACUGAUGAAGCAGGGGGAUGAGGAGCUUGGGGAUAGUUCCGAUAAAAGGUAUUCCACUAGCGGUGCGGCAGCGGUCAUCGCUAGCCCGAAAAACAACAAACGCAAAAAGACCUCCAUCCCGAGGGGGCAAAUCAUCUUCAGGCCCUUUAACAUGAAGAGAAUGGAACCUGUGAGUAUUCUCUUCGCGGACAUCGUGGGCUUUACCAAAAUGUCCGCCAACAAAUCUGCCCACGCGCUUGUCGGGCUUUUGAACGACCUGUUUGGACGUUUCGAUCGGCUGUGCGAGCUGACCGGCUGUGAGAAGAUCAGCACGCUCGGCGACUGCUAUUACUGUGUGGCGGGUUGUCCCGAGCCCAGACCUGAUCAUGCCUACUGCUGUGUGGAAAUGGGCCUUGGCAUGAUCCAAGCCAUCGAACAGUUCUGCCAGGAGAAACGGGAGAUGGUCAACAUGCGGGUGGGCGUCCACACCGGCACCGUGCUGUGCGGCAUCCUUGGCAUGAAGCGCUUCAAGUUCGACGUUUGGUCCAAUGACGUCAACUUGGCGAACCUCAUGGAGCAGCUGGGUGUGGCGGGAAAGGUCCACCUCUCGCAAGCCACCGCCAACUUCCUCGAUGAGCGCUACCAACACGAGGACGGGCAGGUGAUGGAGAGAAUCGGACCCAGCGUGGUGGCGGAACAGCUGAAAGGCCUGAGGACAUACCUGAUCUCAGGAAGGAAAUCCGAGCCCCACGCUCUCUGUGGCUGCUCCCAGUUGGGUUUAUCAGGAGCAGAACAAGUAGAAUCUUGGUGCGCAACAUCAAGAGGCCACUCGCCCGAUGGAGCCCCCGCCGCCUGCUACCUGCCCCCCGACAGCAACAUGUCUUCCUGUGUGUCCUGCAGUGUCGCCCCUGUUCCAGUGACUGAUCACGUUGUCGAAGAAGUAGAGGUGACCAGCGGCUGCCAUGAUGAUCUGAAGACCAGCAAGGACUCCUCGGCUCAGAAGUUCUCCUCAGCAGUCCCUGCACGCCGCAGCCCCCGGGCGAUGAACGGUCUGUUCAGUCCACAGCUGGAAGCUUUGAACAACAGCCAGACGUCGCUGUGCGAGAUGCUGCAAGAGAAGGAGAAGAAGGCUUGGGGCGGGGGAGCCCUGGGCAUGGACCACUCGGCGCUCAUCCCACUGCGCUCUAAGAACUUCAGAGAGCGGAGCGAUGCCCAUUUUGUGGAUGUUAUUAAGGAGGACAGCUUGAUGAAGGACUAUUUCUACAGACCUCCAAUAAACAAGCUCAGCCUCACCUUCCUGGAGAGAAGCCUGGAGUCCAACUACAGAAUAAGCUACCAAGAGGAGGUCGAGACUCAAACGGCGGCCCAAACUUUCGCCAGCCCACGGUUCAGCUCGUUUCUGGACAUGGUUCUCUGCUGCUGGGUGUUUUUGGCUCUCUCUCUGGCCUGUUUCCUCCGGCCCCUGGUCACUCAGCCCAGUCUGCCCGCGCCUGCCCUCAUUCUGACCGCUGUGGCAGCUUUGUUGGAGACUCUGGCGCUGCUACUGGCGGUUCGCAUGGCUUUUUACCUGGACACUGUGCUGCAGUGCACACGGACCCUGAUGAGAGCGAUGUCCGGUUGGGUGCCGCGGCACCUUAUAGGUGCCGUCCUGGUGUCUCUGCCCGCUGUGACCGUCUUCUCUCACGUCUCCUGUGACAUGCAACACUCCAUACAGUUCAACACGUUCAUUUGCUGCGCCGCCAUCAUAGCCAUCAUCCAGUACUGCAACUCCUGUCAGCUCAGCUACUGGAUGCGCUCGACGUUGGCGACAGUGGUGGGCGUUUGUCUCCUGCUGCUGCUCUUCACUUCCCCCUGCAGUUAUGCUACCACUCUGUUUUUCUGGCUGGACAGCCACCACAACAACAGCAACAGCUCCGUCUUGAUAUCAGGCAGGCAAGCGGGUCAUGACCCACAACUCCGCCCACAGGAUCUGCUCGGCCCAGAGGCCUGUGUGGCCUUUUUCCUGCUCCUACUUCUGGUUUGGUUCCUCAACCGAGAGUUUGAGGUCAGUUACCGCCUGCAUUACCAUGGCAACGUGGAGGCUGACCAGCACCGCAUCAAGAUCCAGAACAUGAGGGACCAGGCCGACUGGCUGCUCCGCAACAUCAUCCCUAUACAUGUGGCCGAGCAGCUGAAGGUCACGCAGAGCUACUCCAAGAACCACGACAACGUGGGCGUGAUUUUUGCGAGCAUUGUAAACUUCAGCGAGUUCUACGAGGAGAGCUACGAGGGCGGAAAAGAGUGCUACCGUGUCCUCAAUGAGCUGAUCGGGGAUUUUGAUGAGCUCUUACGGAAGCCUGCCUUCUCCAACAUCGAAAAGAUAAAGACAAUCGGCGCCACCUAUAUGGCGGCAUCGGGGCUGAACACUCAGCAGUGUGCCGACGCGGCACAUCCUCACGCUCACCUGCGUGCGCUGUUUGAGUUCUCCCUGGAGAUGAUGCACGUGGUGGACGACUUCAACAAGAACAUGCUGGGCUUCGGCUUCAAGCUUCGGAUCGGGUUCAAUCACGGGCCGCUGACCGCCGGGGUGAUCGGAACCACCAAGCUUCUCUACGACAUCUGGGGCGACACGGUCAACAUCGCCAGCCGCAUGGACACCACCGGCGUGGAGUGUCGGGUGCAGGUCAGCGAGGAGAGCUACUGCGUGCUCAGUGCCAUGGACUAUGAGUUUGAUUACCGUGGCACCGUGAAUGUCAAAGGCAAAGGUCAGAUGAAGACCUUCCUGUAUCCGAAGAGCCUCGACAGCGGACCUGUGCCACAGUACCAGCUCUCUGUCUCACCCGAGAUCCGGGCACAAGUGGACGGCAGCAUCGGCCGCUCACCGACCGACGAAAUUGCCAGCAUGGUGCCCACAACCAACACAAACAAGACAAUGGUGCCGAGUGCCAGCGCUGGUUCGUCCACGCACACAGGUCUCGGCCAGGGAAGGAAGCUGUCGCACUGUGGGGACCGACAGCUCUCAGCUCUGACUCCUCACGCUCGCAGGUCUGUGUCUCACAGCGGCCUUGUGUCUUUACCCACCACGAGUCUGGAAGGAGCGGACCACAAACAUCUCGCCAUCAAGAAGGACAAACUUGGUGAUGACGUGUUGAGACUUUAAAAUGUGGCACUUUCAAUCCUUUACCCUUUAACAGUGUUUCUGAAUGAAUAGCUCGAUUCAAGGUAGCACAUGAGACUGUGGAGGUAAAUCUCUGCCGCUGAGUUUUGAAUGCUUUUUUGUUUUGAAAGAUUCAAAAUGUGGGUUUUUUUUGGACUCAAAUUGUAUUGAAAACCUUUUUUAUUGUUUCUUUUUUUAUAUUAAUUCAGAAUUUUUAUUUUUCUUAUUCAAAACUCUUUUUUUCUCCACAUUCAGGCUGAGAUUGACCUCCAUAUGAGACAGGACUCAAAUGGGAAACUGUCCUUCAGCAGAGCUCACCGCCUCCUUACUUGAUAGAUCUUUCACCUUUAAUUUGAUGUAUUGAAGUGCCUUUAGAAUAGAUCAAAGCAUGGAUUUAGUUUUUUUUCUUUUAGGAUGAAAAUAAAGGGAAUUAUUGUAACGCUACUUAAUAAUUUGGCACAUAAUAUUUGGUUUCACUUCGCAGCAGCACGGUGGUGCAGUGGUUAGUGUUGAGCAAACUUUGGGUCUGUCUGAGCGUCUCUGGUUUCCUCCCACAGUCUGAAAGCAAAGAGAGGAUAAUGGAUGACUCUGAAAUGUCCGCAGGCGUGAGCGUGUGUGUGAGUGCUUGUCUCAUGUGUACAAGCCAGGGUGUCCCCCGCCUCUCACCCUGUGUAGCUGGGAAGGAAGAUCCAGCAAACCCUCUUCAUGCCAAUUCAUUUGAUCAGUGUUUACAAAUAAUGUUAGCUUAGACUUGCUGGAUCUGUCUUUAAUAAAUACCCAUUGGAAAUAUUAACAUUUGCCUUUUAUCAACCAAAGAGUUAACGGCUUACAAAAUAGUAUUAAAAUUUCACUUUCAAUGUAUUAAAUAAAGCACCUACAUUUGCUUUACUGUAAUAGAACAUGCUUUACUUUAUAACGUCACCUUUUAUCAACGUGAAUAUGGAAAUAUAGACAAGGAGGACAAAGACUCAACACGUGUUGAUAGAAUGUGCACUAAAUAAAAUCGGUUUUGUGAGCUGCAUGUUGUGUGACUGUGCUUGCAUGAAAACUGCGUGUGUGUAUUCGUGCUCCGUCGAAAUCAAUAUUCAAGACAAGCGGUGCCUUGAAUUUGUGACGCUGAAAAGUUUUUUUUGCCGUUGUAAAAUUUGAAUUCCUUAUAGACGUGUCCGUCACUGGCCAGUCCAGUUGUGUCCUAACUGAUCUGUGGAAGUGUCUUUAACUGGAGGUCAAUUUGAGGCAACAACAGUGUGGGUUACCGUGGGUUUCACUGUGUGCUAGCUGACCUAGCUUUUCGGGGACUCAGUGUGGAAUGUUUCAAACAGUUUUUAAUUUUUAAGAUUUUUCCCUCGUAUCUUUAGGGUCAUAAUCUUAAAGAAACAAGGUUCUACUUUCUUGGUUUUGCUGAGUAAAAAUAGAGCAUGGUGUUGCUUAUAAUAGCUAUUACUUUUUGAGUGGUGCCUUGUCUUCUAAACAUACAAAUUGGCUUUUGGUUGUUUUCGUUUCAUUUUCUUGUAUUUACCUGGUUUUAACGUGACAAUUUUUCAAAUUCACAGUAAUUACUGCAGCGAGUGACUCAGUGUCUGAUUGUGAGCAUGAUCUUUGCCGUCCCUAAAUUAUAUAUGAAAUAUGAUUGACAGCACGGUGGCAGUAGGAGCCUUCUGAUGCCAAAGAGUGUCAUCGCCAUCUUGUGAAUCUUCUUUGAAAAACUUUUGUCAUACGGAUGAGAUAUUUACGUCUUGGAGUCACGGCUCCAUGAUUGAACUUUGACCCUGUUGUAUUGCAAUAAGACCGUAGUUUGCUGAGUGAGCAUUAAGUGCCUAAAAGAACAGUUGCCGUAUCAAAUGUUAUAUUCUUUUAUUGCGCUUAUAAAUCAUUAAAAUUCAUACCUAGGUCUUGACCAGAAAAUCUCAAGUCCACUAGCUUUAACUCAUUUGUUGGUUAAGUAGACAUAAAAAAAACAUGUUUAUUAGGAAGUAAAACAUCCAAUUUUCUUUAUAUAAGCUCUUUAGGAUGACUAAAUUAGCUUUCUUUGCUCGUAGGCCUUUAAUCUACCGCCAUUUUUUUGCACUUGCUGCACAUUAAUGCUUAUGUACAGUGCUUUUUGUAUUGUGUCUAUAGUCAUUUUUAUAUUCUCUACAUCAGCGCAUGUGCUAGAGUAUUGAAUAUUUUUAAUCACUUGCAUGUAUAUAAAGUGAAUAUAAAAGUGUGUUGUGUGUGUUUAAGAAGACCGUUCAAGUGUCGCUGAGGAUAAUUUUGUCUACUCUUUGUGUUAGAUACGAAUGCAGUCGAUCAGUCUUAUUAUACGUGACCAAAAUAGAGUCGCUAGUAGAUGCUGGUGGGCGCUAAAUGGGUAGAUGGAUAUAACCCUGAUCAAAUGGGCCUUUUUUUAAUUUAUAAUGUGAUAAGUAUACUGACCGAUGAAAUUGAACAUUGAAUAAAGUU
Messenger RNA from Synchiropus splendidus (mandarinfish), 7492 nucleotides. RefSeq names its product adenylate cyclase type 9-like. Gene Ontology annotation, biological process: cyclic nucleotide biosynthetic process; adenylate cyclase-activating G protein-coupled receptor signaling pathway; intracellular signal transduction. Bases 815 to 5053 code for a protein of 1412 amino acids. Gene Ontology annotation, molecular function: adenylate cyclase activity. The transcript has 10 exons. Lineage: Eukaryota; Metazoa; Chordata; Actinopteri; Syngnathiformes; Callionymidae. The record is from RefSeq and is a predicted model, not a curated record.